AUGCAUAAAGAAGUAGACUCCGGGAGCGAUAACUCCACGGACUUUUUAGACACUUCGGACAGCUCGGUAUUUGAUAGCGAUACGCUGGAAGAAAGCGAAGAUCUUGCAAGAACAAGAAAAUCAUCUCGAGGGCGACCAAGAAAAUCCCCUGCAGACUCGGCAGAGCACAAAAGGCCCCACUGCAGCGCGUCUGCGCGCAUGGAGAGCGUGCAAGACCUUCUCAAGGGCCUGGAGCAGGAGGUGGACAUAAAUCUAGUCACUCCCCUGACAAAGUCAGACACGCAUCCGCACGACGCACAGGUGGAGAUGCAGGAGCCUGUCCUUGGGGGAAGAAUAAUGCUCCCUCUGAGCCCCUUCCUGAACCCAAAGAUACACGUCCCCAUAUCCCCGAGCAGCGGCGAUGGGAGCAGCAACACAGCAGAUCUGCAGGAGAGAAUAUACAACUACCAGUACAUAAAUAAAGGCCUAGCGAGCACGAUACAGUACCAGAUGUACCUGAACAACCUUGUGCUGAUGAACAAAAUAAGCACAAAGCCAAAAACAGAAGCACAUCAGACACACGCCAGAGAGACCUCAGAGAGACACAGGGCACAGCAGGCAAAAAGAUCAGCUGAAGUGCACAGCCCAACUCUAACAACAGAAAUAGACGAUGAAGACGAUGACUACUCAGAGGCACCAACAUUCACCAGCAGCAGGCCAAGGCGCAAGUCAGCUGUGCACAAGAGCAGCAUAGAGGAUCCCUCAGAGGAUGAAAUAGACGAGCCAACAGAAGAGGAGGACAACGUAGAGAAAAUACUGUCGUACAACCCCGCAGAGAAUACUUACUACGUGAAGUUCAGAGGGAAGUCGUAUCUGCACUGCGACUGGGUCCCCACUGAGGCCCUCACAGAAACAAAGACAGGAGAAAUGCGGCUGCGCAGAUUCAUGAAGAGCCCUCUUACGCACACAGAGGACACAGAGAUAUUCCACCCAGACCUAGUGGCAGUGGAGAGAAUAAUAGCAGAGGAGGACGAGGUGAUCGAAGGGACGCACAGAAAGAUAUACCUCACAAAGUGGAAAAAGUUCCCGUACGAGUCAUCAACCUUCGAGUACGCUGACCACCUCUCAGACUGCGAGGGAUUCUCCGAGGCCAUGGCAGCAUUCACCAGAAGAAGAGAAAGAGCGUACUUCCCCUCCACCCCCGCAGGAUGGAGACCCUCGCGGGACAGAGUCCCAGAGUCUCUUUCUUUCUUCAAGGGCGGGCGAGAGCUCAGGCCGUACCAGAAGGAGGGCGUCUCCUGGCUCGUUAACAAGUGGCUCUUUAGGCAGUCGUGCAUACUCGCUGAUGAAAUGGGGCUCGGAAAAACUGUACAGAGUGUAGCAUUUGUGGACACGGUUAUCUCGAAGUGCGGGCUGAAGAGGCCUGCCCUUGUGGUUGCGCCCCUCUCCACGAUCCCGCACUGGGAGAGAGAGUUUGCCGCGUGGACAGACCUUCGCGUGCUCGUGUACCACGGCUCGCAGGCUGCGCGGGAGAUAAUGCAGGACUUUGAGUUCAGGAGCACAAACGGGCUUCUCUUUGACGUCAUACUGACAACGUACGAGAUGGCUAUCGCAGGGGUGGAGCACAUCUCUGCUGUUUCAUUCGGAGUUUGCGUGCUCGAUGAAGCGCACAGGCUGAAGAACAGCAGAAGCAAAGCCGCACAGACUCUGCGCGCCAUUGAGGUAGACCACAAAGUGCUCCUCUCAGGGACGCCCCUGCAGAACAACUUGGCCGAGCUGUGGUCUCUCCUCAACUUCAUAGACGAAGACAAGUUCCCAUCGCUGAAGUACUUCCUCGGGGCGUACAAGAUGGAAGAGGCUGAAGACGUGGAGAGAAUACAGCUGCUGCUGAGGCCCCUGAUGCUACGGCGCAUGAAAGAUGACGUGGAGAGCAUCCCCGUGAAGGAAGAGACAAUCGUGGAGGUGGAGCUCACGAUGAUCCAGAAGAGAUUCUACAGGGCAAUCCUUGAGAAGAACAUGGAGUUCCUCGGGGCAGCAGGGUCAUCUACGCCCAAUCUCCUGAAUAUUAUGAUGGAGCUCAGGAAGUGCUGUAUACACCCGUAUCUCAUCGCAGGAGCAGAGGAGCAGAUUCUGAUGGAGAACGGGCAGGACAUGGUGCAGGACGUGGAUCGGUCAGAGUACUACAGGAUACUCAUACAGAGCAGCGGGAAGCUCGUGUUCCUGGACAAGCUGCUCGCUAAGCUCUACAAGAGCCACAAAGUCCUUGUGUUCUCGCAGAUGACAAAGUGUCUCGACCUGAUAGCAGAGUAUCUGCAGUACAAAGGGUACCUGUACGAGAGAAUUGAUGGAACAGUGAGAGGAGACGUACGGCAGGCUUCCAUCGACAGAUUUAGCACGGAUGCGGAUUCUUUCGUCUUUUUGCUGUGCACCAGGGCAGGAGGCGUGGGAAUUAACCUCACAGCAGCAGAUACGGUGAUUAUAUUCGACAGCGACUGGAACCCUCAGAAUGACCUGCAGGCACAGGCUCGGUGCCACAGGAUAGGACAGACAGCAGAGGUGAAGAUAUACAGGCUUGUCACGAGGAAUACGUACGAGAGAGAGAUGUUUGAUAGAGCCAGCCUGAAACUGGGCCUAGACAGGGCUAUACUGCACAGGGACAAGGAAAGAGAGUCUGCACACAACAGGAAAGGAAGAGUGGAGUCCCUGCUGAAGAAAGGAGCAUACGGCGUGCUCAUGGAGGCGGAUGACGUGAACCAGAGGUUCUGCGAGGAGGACAUUGAUAAAAUCCUGGAGGGAAGAACGAGUGUUGUAAGACACGAAGACCAGAGCGGGAAUGUGUUCAGCAAAGCAUCUUUCCAGGUGGCAGAGGAGAUCGAUGAUCCGGACUUCUGGGAGAACCUUCUGAUCAAGAGAAGAGCUGCAGACGCAGAGAGCAGACUCAGAAGAGUGCUCAGGAAGAUGGCGCGCGCAGGGCUUAUCUCCCCAGAAGAGGAGAAAGAAAGAGUGCAGAGAAUAGAAGAACUGAAGAGCGAAAUAAAGAGGGAAAGUGCAGCAGUUAAUAACUCGUCUAAGAGUACUAAUGGUGUAAAUAGCACAGGAGAGACAGAAGGAGAGAGGAAGCGCGGGGAAGUGCUGGAGCAAAAUCUCUCUGAUCUCCUGGUUGAGCUGAGGGGAACAAAGGCACCGGGGCUCAGCAAGGCACAGGUGGCAAGGAGCAUUAGAAGAGCACUCAGAGCUAUUCCUGAACAGAGCAUAAGAGAAGACAUGAGCAUGGCGCUAGAGUGGGCUACCCAGGGAGAUGAUGAAGCAGAUGACGAUAAGAGCAUUGCUCUCCCUGCAGGAGUAGACCCUCUGAGGCUCCUUUUCAGGUGCCAGGUGGUUGAGCUGCUGGAGACGUACGAGGACUCCAAGGGAGCAGCAGAGAUAGAGUGGAAGAACUGGGCAGCAGAUGACGAUGCGCUGAUUGUGCAGCAGGUAAGAGAGAACGGAUACGGGCUGUACAGCAUCAACGUAGACGAGAAAGUGCGCGUGGGCCUGCUGAAGAGCGAAAAAGGGAAGGAAACAGCAGUGUACAAAGGGCGCACAAGGGAAGAGCUCAACUCCAGGCUCAGGAAGAUGCUCCUUGUGAUCAAUAAGAAAGACGACACAGACGAAGAGAGGGAAAGCGUGUCUGCAGCAAUUGAGCUAUUCGGAAGACCAACACAGAAAAACAGGGAAAGUAUUGUGAAGAUGUACAGAGGCCGUAAUAUUAUCACUGAAAUGACGAACAUGAUAGGAAUGAUCGAAGAGAACAUGAAGAAAAGACAAAGCAGGCGCAGCGGAUUUGAUGCUGAGCUCGCUAAAGUGCUCACAAACAAGAUCAAUCUCUUUGACCGCCUGGAAGCACUCAGCGCGGGGGCCGUUCCUGUGCUAAGAAAGACAACGGGACUGCCUCGGGGCUGGGGCAAAGAGAAGGACAUGCUGAUGAUACAGUCUCUGCUGGCAGAGGGCCUUACGAAGGAAGUGUGCGACACGCUGGGAGUAACAGAGGAGGUGAUACUCAGAAGAGCUGAGGCCCUGGUGAGACACAACCAAGCGAAGAACGAACAGGAGGAGGCACCAGAGGAGAGUAAAACACCAACAGAAUAA
Molecule: messenger RNA, 4107 nt
Organism: Nematocida minor
Lineage: Eukaryota; Fungi; Microsporidia
Product: chromodomain-helicase-DNA-binding protein 7
Exons: 1
Coding region: 1-4107 (1368 amino acids)
Biological process (GO): regulation of gene expression; chromatin remodeling
Cellular component (GO): nucleus; chromatin
Molecular function (GO): histone binding; ATP binding; DNA binding
Source: RefSeq, a predicted model, not a curated record